ACUAAAUAGUCAUAUGUUUUCUAAGUAUUCUUAAUAUUAGGGUUUGUUUGCUCUUAAUGUCUACUUAAAACAUGUAUAUUCACUAUAGAAGGAAGCCGGACGUUUUUUUCCAUUUCUUACCAUAUACUUAAAGAAAGUAAGUUAAAAAGAAGAUAUGAUUAAAAUGAUAUAUUGAUAGAGAAUAUAACAUGGACAGGGUGUAUUUUCUCGGAUACGUGUUACUUUUGUUGAUUGUUAACACCGUUUUGUGUUCCAAUGAUUGUGGUAAACUUUCUUUGGAAUACAUUCAAACGGGAGAAACAGUUUCCGCUAAAAUAUAUUUCAAUCCUUCGGCGGAUCUUGAAUGGUAUACAUGGAGACGUGUCAGCCCUUUCAGACACCUAAAAAACUCGACUAAAUAUGUUAUUUCAGAAAAUCCGCACACAAUCAUUAUUAAAAACUUAGCUUCCUCUGAUGAUGGCAGAUAUGAUACUGAAUGUACUUUAACAAAUGGUAUUGUACGUGUAAGCGCAAAUGAUAUUUCUAUAAGUCUGAACAUAACGUACACAACUGAAGAAACAUCACGUGACUCGGUUUCAUCACGUGAUCAUUAUUCAACAACGAGACUAUUUGAAACUAGAAUUACCCAAGGAAAUGUGACACCUUCGUCCACAAAAAGAAUGUCCAAAACAACGGAGAGAACAAUAUCGCAAUACACUGGAUUAUUUGCUACUACAAAAAUGGAACCAGAUAAUAGGACACCACUAUCUUACACUUCAGAAACGGUAUCAUCUGAAGGUGGAACACUCUCUUCAUCAACAGAAACAGUAUCAUCUGAAGGUGGAACACUGUCUUCUUCAACAGAAACAGUAUCAUCUGAAGAAGGAACACUGUCUUCUUCAACAGAAACAGUAUCUGAAGGGGCUUCAUCUGAAGGGGCCUCACUGCCUUCUUCAACAGAAACGGUAUCAUCUGAAAGGGCCUCAUCUGAAGAGGCUUCACUGUCUUCUUCAACAGAGUUGGAAAUAUCUACACUGCCUUAUACUAAGGAAGUAUCAUCUCAAGACGUUAGAAUGUCUUCUGUAUUGACAAGGAUUUUCUUUCAAACAAGCAGAUUCUCAGAGGAUUCAGAUACUACUACACCGGACGGAAAACAUAAGAAAACAACAGAGUUCAUGUCAGCGGAAGGUACGGUGAAACCCGUAAAUGAUACUACCAUAGAGCAUGGACCUACAAAUGUUUCAACCUCCACAUCCUUUUCAUAUUCUACAAUUUCUUCAUCAGAAGUUUUAUCAACAUUAUCGACAUUAUCGACAACUGACAGCAUCAAUAUUUCAACCGGACACGAGACAGACAAAAGUUGUGUAAUCGAGGAAACGGGACAGACUACAAACAUACUCCUAGAUUUCUUCAUUACGGUAACGGUUGUCCUGAUUAUUAUUAUCAUCGUCAUUGUUGGAUAUGGAAAGAGAAAGUGUCGCGAGGAAUCAUUUCCAGAUCGUCGUAAUGAGAAUAUGGAACAAAGAAACUGCUUUACGAAUGCCACUUAUGUCACAGUUGAAAAGAAAACGACAAGUAAUAUGAAAAUUACAAAUUGAGCGAUAUAUAGAAACAAAAUUCACUUUACUCAAACAAUAAAUCUGUUAUCAUCGCACUAUAAUUUUAAUCGCCAUAAUUAUGCUGUUCAUCUUAUUAAAGGAGCUCAACUGAGGUCAAAAACCUUAAAACAUAAAAUUUGAACUGAAGUACUUUAAUGCAAAAGACUGCAAAGAAAAAUAAAGGAAUUCACUCAGAAUUCAUUGAAUAUCGAUUUUGUGUGUGCAUUUUUAGCCGAUUGAGUAACAUGCUUUUCAUUUUUAUGUCAUAAUGAUUAUUCUCGGAAAAAAUAGGGGAUAGAAUUAUCUGAAAAUUUUCACAUAGGUUAUUAGUCCAGACCUUUAUCAAAUGGUACAAAAUCUUUGAUAAAUAUUAAAGUCUCGUCAAGUUAAAAAAAUCCUCAGUGGAGUCUCUUCAUGUCUAAUACAGCGUUUGGUUACCCUCUAUGUAUAUCGCAUUGUUCGAAAAAAAGUUCUGCA
Messenger RNA from Ruditapes philippinarum (Manila clam), 2054 nucleotides. RefSeq names its product mucin-17-like. Lineage: Eukaryota; Metazoa; Mollusca; Bivalvia; Venerida; Veneridae. The transcript has 5 exons. The coding region runs from base 189 to 1577 and encodes 462 amino acids. The record is from RefSeq and is a predicted model, not a curated record.